Messenger RNA from Quercus lobata, 2216 nucleotides. RefSeq names its product serine/threonine protein phosphatase 2A 57 kDa regulatory subunit B' theta isoform-like. Bases 296 to 1870 code for a protein of 524 amino acids. Lineage: Eukaryota; Viridiplantae; Streptophyta; Magnoliopsida; Fagales; Fagaceae. The transcript is spliced from 3 exons. Gene Ontology annotation, biological process: signal transduction. The record is from RefSeq and is a predicted model, not a curated record. Gene Ontology annotation, cellular component: protein phosphatase type 2A complex. Gene Ontology annotation, molecular function: protein phosphatase regulator activity.
AACACUUUUCUAAAGUCAGCAAACAACAACUAGACCAAACUCAAGCCUUUUCUCUGGCCGUAAACUGUUUUUAAUGAGGGCAUAAAGCUUCAUGUGGGUUUUUAUGUUGGGUUUUUGAGACUGAGAUAUAAAGUUUUUUGGUUUUUUACUUUCAGAUGAGAAGGGGGUUUUGGCCCCCCUUUUUGUUCUGGGUUUUCUGGUGUGGCAUUAUUGUUGGACAGGGUUUGUGAAGGUUUUGGUAAAUAAAUAUUCCGGUUUUUUGGAGGGUGGCGUUUUGUUUUUAUUUAUGUGAACUAUGUUGAAGCAGAUACUUAGUAAGCUUCCUAGAAAGCCAUCUAAGAAUGCUGAUAAUCGUGAACAUGGUGGAAGCCAUACAACACUUUUGAAUUCUUCUACCAGUUCUAGAAGCAGUGAUUUAGGGACAAGCAAGUCUGGAAAUUCUAUUGCAUCUCAUGUGGCCCUUAAUUAUGCUUCGGAUAUUGGACCAUAUAAUGAUAAAAAGUUUGCUCGAGGUGCAAACCCAAAGGUGAAUGGGAUUCCAGUGUCUUCUUUUUAUGAAGCAUUGCCUGGAUUCAGGGAUGUUCCAAGCUCUGAGAAGCAGAGCUUAUUUAUAAAAAAGCUUAACAUGUGCUGUGUCAUAUUUGACUUCACUGACCCAACAAAGUAUAUCAAGGAAAAGGAAAUCAAGCGAAACACAUUGUUAGAGCUUGUGGAUUAUGUGACUUCAGUGAAUGGCAAAUUUACUGAAACUGUGAUGCAAGAAGUCAUAACAAUGGUAUCUGCAAAUUUAUUUAGAACUUUCAAUCCUCAACCACGUGAGAACAAAGUCAUAGAAGCUUUUGAUGUAGAAGAAGAGGAGCCUUCCAUGGAUCCUGCAUGGCUUCAUUUGCAAAUUGUGUACGAGUUUUUCUUAAGGUUUGUUGCAUCGCCUGAGCUGGAUGCAAAAUUGGCCAAAAGGUACAUUGAUCAUUCCUUUAUUCUGAAGUUGCUGGAUCUAUUUGACUCUGAAGAUCCUAGAGAAAGAGAAUACUUGAAAACGAUUUUGCACCGCAUCUAUGGAAAAUUUAUGGUUCAUCGUCCUUUUAUCAGGAAAGCUACAAACAACAUAUUUUAUAUUUUCGUUUUUGAGACUGAGAAGCAUAAUGGGAUAGCUGAGCUUUUAGAAAUUUUAGGCAGUGUUAUUAAUGGGUUUGCUCUGCCACUGAAAGAAGAGCAUAAAUUGUUCCUAGUUCGGGCACUGAUUCCCCUGCACAAACCAAAAUGCUUGCCAAUGUACCAUCAGCAGUUAUCUUACUGCAUUAUGCAAUUUGUAGAGAAAGAUUGCAAGCUUGCUGAUACUGUCAUAAGGGGUUUAUUGAAGUACUGGCCAAUUACAAAUUGUUCAAAGGAAGUCAUGUUCCUAAGUGAGUUGGAAGAAGUCUUAGAAGCAACUCAACCUUCAGAAUUUCAGCGUUGUAUGGUUCCCUUGUUUCACCAGAUUGCUCGUUGUCUGAGCAGUUCACACUUUCAGGUGGCAGAGAGAGCUUUGUUCUUGUGGAACAAUGAUCACAUUGAGAACUUGAUCAAACAAAAUUGCGAGGUCAUACUGCCCAUUAUCUUUCCUGCAUUGGAGAGAAAUGCUAGAAAUCAUUGGAAUCAGGCUGUGCAUGGUCUGACCAUAAACGUCCGCAAGAUUUUCUAUGAUCUUGAUCCUGAGCUGUUUCAGGAAUGCUUACAAGAGUUUCAGGAAAAUGAAUUGAAGGAAGAUGAGGUCAAAGCAAGACGUGAGGCCGCAUGGAAACGUCUAGAGGAACUUGCUGCAAAAAAAGCUGCCAGUAAUGAAGCGGUGCUUGUUCUUCGGAAAGCAUCAGUUCCCAGCUUUUCAGGUUAGCGAAAAUAAGAGGUAUUUGUUGGAUGUCUUGUUAACUCUAAUAUACUACAGAAAAAGUUCAAGACAAGAGUGUAUCCAUUGAAUCCAACAAGCAUUUUUGGGUUUGUAGAGAGGUUCAAGACAAGAUAAUGUAGAGUGGUUCUUAUCCAUAACCAUAGACAAGCAAGCAUUUUUACAGUUAUUUUUUUAUUCUUAAACUUUUAUGUAUCUAAUCCUUUUAUAGCUUGAAACAACAUAUGCAAGACUUUAUACCAUUCAUUUGAAGUCUGGACUGGCAUAUAAGUGUAUGCACACCUGGUAGGCUAAAAUGGAAUUUUCUCUAAAAUAGAUAGUAUUGUACCUAAAA